AUGGAAUAUGGGCCCACAAGGAACCUAACCUUACCUGCCAUUAUACGCUCGGGUGACUCGAAGGAAUGGUCAAGACUCAAGAGACACAAAAGACCGCGGGCCCCGGCUGCAACCAUUUUCUGUCGUCCAUCCACCCACAUUCAUCCCCAAGUUCUGCUUACCGCCCAGUCUGCAUGUGGCUGGACAUCCGUCACGCACUUUUGA
Messenger RNA from Colletotrichum destructivum, 204 nucleotides. RefSeq lists its product as uncharacterized. NCBI's taxonomy places the organism in Eukaryota, Fungi, Ascomycota, Sordariomycetes, Glomerellales, Glomerellaceae. The transcript is spliced from 2 exons. The record is from RefSeq and is a predicted model, not a curated record. Bases 1 to 204 code for a protein of 67 amino acids.